Corythoichthys intestinalis (scribbled pipefish) is the source of this 1235-nucleotide messenger RNA. It is a transcript of the gene yjefn3, whose product is annotated as YjeF N-terminal domain containing 3. The transcript has 6 exons. The coding region runs from base 180 to 929 and encodes 249 amino acids. The record is from RefSeq and is a predicted model, not a curated record. Gene Ontology annotation, molecular function: NAD(P)HX epimerase activity. Lineage: Eukaryota; Metazoa; Chordata; Actinopteri; Syngnathiformes; Syngnathidae. Gene Ontology annotation, cellular component: mitochondrion.
UUUAACGCUGCACAGUGGGGACCAAACAUCAGCCUGACGAGCAUCCAAACCAUCCUUUGUCCAGACUGACUGUCUAGUGUGUUUUUGUUCAAAACAGAACAUCCAGGGACUGUUUAGUAGAGGCGCGGCUGCUCCUUUUUCCUCUUUUUUUUUUAGCAGUCUUGCUGGGUGACAAACAGAUGGAGAAGAUGAACCACAGCUCAGCUGAAGCCGAGACCGAGACCAUAGAACCUCUGCGUUACCUCAGUAAAGGCGAGGCGAGCGCCAUUGAGACAGAACUCUUGCGGGACUACAAGUUUGGACAACAGCAGCUCAUUGAGAUCUGGGGACACGCCUGCGCGCUUGCCAUCUCUAAGGCCUACCCUCUCAACUCUUUAGCCAAGAAGCAACCAACAGUGCUGGUCAUAUGUGGGCCAGAGCAGAACGGCUCCAUUGGCCUUGUAUGUGCACGACAUCUGCGCAUGUUUGAGUAUGAGCCCACCAUAUACCACCCAAAGCGAUCGCCUCACAGUCUGCAUCAGGAUUUUACAGUUCAGUGCGAAAAGAUGGACAUCCCUUUCCUCUCUUAUCUCCCUACAGAGGUUCAGCUCAUAAACGACGCUUACAACCUCGUCAUCGACGCCAUGCUGGGCCCCGAGGAUGACAUCGUUGACAUUAAGGAGCCCUAUGCAGGGAUUCUAGUGACCCUCAAGCAGGUCAAGAUCCCCAUAGCCAGUGUGGAUGUGCCCUCGGGUUGGGAUGUGGAAGAGGCAGGUCAGGAUGGGAUAAGCCCAGAAGUGCUCAUCUCUCUGACCGCACCGAAAAAGUGCGCCAUGAGUUUCUCGGGGAAGCAUUUCUUGGCCGGACGCUUCCUGCCUUACGACAUCCAGAAAAAAUAUGAUCUCAACUUACCGGAAUACCCGGGAACAGACUCUCUCAUCGAACUGUAAUGCCCGGGAUACAAUUUGUGAGCGUCUUUUGUUUGGGUCUUACAAAUGAGAAACAAUAAUGUCUCAGUCGUAUCUGCCGUAGGAGGAUUUAGUACCAAUGACCUGGUGGCUUGAAGUCUUUCUGUGUCAGUCUCCACAUAAGAACUGUAGCAUUAUACUUGUUGGAUUUAUUUAAGAAAUGAGAUUUGUUUCACGAACAGAACCGUGUAACUGUUUGUUUUUUAUUUGCAUUAUAGCAAUAUGUUUAUUUCUCAUUUAUUGCCUUUACAAAAACAGUUCUUGUCGUCUAAUAAUAAAAUGUGAAUU